Molecule: messenger RNA, 954 nt
Organism: Botrytis byssoidea
Lineage: Eukaryota; Fungi; Ascomycota; Leotiomycetes; Helotiales; Sclerotiniaceae
Exons: 3
Coding region: 1-954 (317 amino acids)
Biological process (GO): mitochondrial citrate transmembrane transport; alpha-ketoglutarate transport
Cellular component (GO): mitochondrion
Molecular function (GO): tricarboxylate secondary active transmembrane transporter activity
Source: RefSeq, a predicted model, not a curated record
AUGUCCGCUGUCACCGCCAAAAUGCCCAUCGUCGGCAAGCCAGCAGUUCCAGAGAAGAAACCCGUCAAGUUCUCCAACUUGCUCUUGGGUGCCAGUUUGAAUUUGUUCGAGGUAACCACUUUGGGUCAACCGUUGGAGGUUACAAAGACUACUAUGGCUGCUAAUAGAGGGGAUACUUUUGCGGGUGCUCUGGGUAGAAUUUGGGGGAGAGGUGGUGUUCUUGGAUUCUACCAAGGACUUAUUCCAUGGGCAUGGAUCGAAGCCUCCACCAAAGGUGCCGUUCUCCUCUUCGUCGCCUCCGAAGCCGAGUGGUACGCUCGUUCUUUUGGUGCUGGUGAUUUUACUGCCGGUAUUAGUGGAGGUGUAAUUGGUGGUGUUGCUCAAGCAUAUGCUACCAUGGGAUUCUGCACCUGCAUGAAGACCGUGGAAAUCACCAAGACCAAUAUGGCAAAAGCCGGUGUCAAGCCUGACGGUACCAUGACCACUUUCAUGAACAUCUACCGCAAAGAAGGUAUCAAGGGAAUCAACAAAGGAGUCAACGCCGUUGCUAUUCGUCAAAUGACCAACUGGGGAAGUAGAUUCGGAUUGAGUCGAUUGGCAGAAAGCGGUAUCCGAAAGGUGACUGGCAAGGGUGAGAAUGGAAAGUUGAGUGCUUGGGAGAAGAUUUUGGCAAGUGGAUUGGGUGGUGGAUUGAGUGCUUGGAAUCAACCUAUCGAAGUUAUUCGUAUCGAGAUGCAGAGUAAGACGGUGGAUCCUAACCGACCUGCUAAGAUGACGGUUGGCAAUACCCUCAAGUAUAUUUAUAGUCAGAACGGAGUUUCGGGCUUGUUUCGUGGCGUUGUUCCUAGAAUUGGGCUGGGCUUUUGGCAAACUAUUUGCAUGGUUGCUAUGGGUGAUAUGGCAAAAGCUUAUGUCGAGAAAUUGACGGGUGAAAAGGUCACCGCUAAGCAUUAA